Rhizophagus irregularis DAOM 181602=DAOM 197198 is the source of this 1629-nucleotide messenger RNA. Lineage: Eukaryota; Fungi; Glomeromycota; Glomeromycetes; Glomerales; Glomeraceae. The record is from RefSeq and is a predicted model, not a curated record.
AUGUCUACUCUUCGAUAUGAAUUAAUUUGUGCAACAAAUAAUAAAACACUUACAUUAACGGAUAUUGAUAUUCACGAUAAUAUACAUAAAAAAUUUGAAUUUAGAAAACAAAAAGUUCUUACCGAUAAAAUUCUUACAGAUGAUGAAAAAACUGAAGCAAUAAGAAUGUUAACUAAAUAUUAUGAUAGAGAAAAAAUCCUAUUUAAUGAUGGUACAAAAAGAAUUUGUGAAAAUUGUAACAAAGAAUGUCUAGCUACAUUAUAUUGUGAAUAUUGUGUUCGAAAUUAUUUAAAAGAAAAUUUUUCAAAUUGGGCAUCUGGAAAUAAAGGUGUUGAUAAUUUAAUCCAGAAAUGUCAAAUAGAAUCACUUAUACCAAAUAUGGUAGUUGAAUGGAUUCCAUAUAAUAAUUUAGAAAAUAUUAAAUAUUUAACAAAAGGUGGAUUUUCUGAAAUUUAUACAGCAGAUCGGAUUAAUGGAAGUUAUUAUGAAUGGGAUUCUAAGGAACAACAAUUAAUAAGAUUUGGAGAUGAAGUUGUAAUACUUAAAAGUCUAGAAAAUGUUGAAAGUGCAAAUCAAAGUUGGUUUGAAGAGGCUAAAUCACAUUUAACUAUAAGUAAUAAAUGGGCAGAUAUUGUUCAAUGUUGUGGAAUGACACAAAAUCCAUCAAAUGGAAAUUAUAUGCUUGUAAUGUAUAAAAUGGAUAUGGAUUUAAGAAAAUAUUUACAACAAAAUCAUAAUCAACUUACAUGGAAGGAGAGAAUUAAUAUUGCUUAUGAAAUAAUUCGUUCACUUAGUUAUAUUCAUGAUGAGAAAGCAAUUCAUAGAAAUUUACAUUCUGGAAAUAUAUUAUAUUCACAAUUAAAUAAUUCUUGGCGCAUGAGUGAUCUUGGAUUUUGUGGACCUGCUGACAAAUCAUCAAAAUGUAUAUAUGGUAAUCUUCCUUACAUAGCGCCUGAAGUUAUCAUUGGAAGAGAAUAUACUUUUGCAUCUGAUAUUUAUAGUAUUGCAAUGCUUAUGUGGGAAAUUUCAUCCGGAAAACCACCAUUUAUAAAUUAUGAACAUGAAAAUGAGAUUGUAAUGAAUAUUAUUAAUGGUAUAAGACCAAAAAUUGUGCCAGGAACUCCAUUAGAAUAUAAAAAUUUAAUGAUACAAUGCUGGAAUGCUGAUCCAUUAAAAAGACCUGAUGUUUAUGUAAUUGAAGAAAAAAUGGCUAAAAUUAAUUUAUAUUAUCAAAAUAUGCCAGAUGAAUUAUUAUUACAAUCAGAAAUAAAUAAUUUAGGAAUAAAUAAGUUUAGUAACAUAGAAACAAAUUAUACGAGUAGCAGAUUAUUUACAAGUAAAAUUCACAACUUUGAAAAUCUACCUGAACCAAGAAAUGCAACAGAAGGAGAACAAGAAGCAUUUCAUAGUAAAUUGUAUGAUUUUAACAUUCCUAACAAUAUUAACGAUUUUAAUGGAUCAAAUAAGCAGUAUAGUAAGAAAUUAUCAAACGAUGAAAAAGAAAUAAUUCAACAAAAAAUGAAAAGACAAAAUAUUGGUGAUAUUGAUGAUAAUGACAAAGUAUAUAAUAAUCCAAAUCUUCAUUCAAAAGAACAAGAUGAGUUGGAAAUUCCUGACGACGGGUUUUAA